UCUGACUUAAUAUUUAUUGUCCAGAGGCUGGGCGAGAAGUGAUUUGGUUUAUCUGCUUUUCUUUCUGUGUGUCCCGCUUCUUUGAAACUGUUGUUGGUGUUUACAGGUAGUUGAACAUACGACUCGUUUUUAUCAUCCCUUAUAUGAUUGGUUCGGAUCAGUGGAAGUUUCCAGUAACUCUGUCUGAAUUCCAACGUGGCCACCUCCUCAGCCUGAACGAUGAGACCGAGGGGAUUUUAUGUUUAUCAUUUUUUAGGAAGCAACACGAGUAGAGGAUAURAAUUUUAGUGACCACUAUGAGCUGACCACUAUGAUUGUUUACAAAAUGAGACGUGAGAAAUGACUCUUGGUUGGUUCAAGAAGACACAUAGAAGGAAGCAGCUYUAAGUCUGUUGGCUGAUAACUUGGACCAAACACCUGAUCAAGUGGAUUUUUGCUCUCCGGUUUGUUAGAAAGGCCUUUCCUGUGUUUACUGAUGGAGCAGUGGAGGUGAGCCGGUUCACCCCGUCUCACYAUGCUGGCUCUGACCAUGGAGCAGGGCAGGCGGGGGAUGGAUGAGGCCAGCAYCAUUCGGCAGGGCCGGCCGGCAGGGCAGCGGGUCAACAUUAAGGAGAAGAUCUCCCAGUGGGAGAGUAGGACCCAACAGAGCAGCAGCAGAGAUAGAGGAGUCAAAGUACACCCUCCUGUUGUGUCCAGAACGCUGUCCAGUGACCUUCUGGGGAAUGGAUAUUCCAGUGAAUGCUUGGAAGUYGGAAUUCAUGCAAGAGAUAGCCGGUCAAGAGCAAAAAGUACAGAGUUAGACUUCAGGGAAUCUCCAGCUCAUGACGUCCACAGCGUGGCUGCUCGAAAGUCAGAACUGUUCAAGAAAUCCUCCACUUCAUUUUCAAACCCAUCUCCUGGAAAACACAGCACAGCAAAAACUUUUGUAACUUCCAAAUUUAACACAGACACCCUUCCUUCAGCCAACGGCAACCCCAAACUGGAUCGCCUUCCUGACAUCUUAAUUGCCUCCAAGCCUCUACCUCCUUCAGCUGGUGAUCAGGACGACAACAUGCCUGCUGGAAACUUCUACACGUCUCGGGGUUUCUGGAGGAAGCUGGAGGGAGACAGGCUGCUGUGGGAGAACAGCAGGAGCAACGCAAGCGACGCGCUGCCCCCUCCCAAACCCCAGCGCACAUUCCAGUACCGCKGGACCAGCAACAACACGAAGUCGUGCUGGGACAGCGCAUCCCCUCACAACAACAGCAGUUUCAACCUGAGGAGCAGGAGGGUGGUGAAGCCGCCGAACUUCCCACCUCCGCCAUGUCCUGUCAUCCACACCGAAGGGCUGUCCAGGCAUAAGAAGAACAGGAAGUCGUUUGAGUAUGAAGAUGCGGCCCGCCUGACAGCUCAGCAGGGGACUGUGGGAAACGGAGACGUCCACCCCGACCUCUACCAUGCCUACUCUGAUGACAAUAUUUAUGAGGAUAUUGUGUUGGGCAGUCUUCCACCAGCAUCUCUUGAAGUGCUUGGAAACCAAAAUCUGCAUUGUGUUUUUGAAGGUUUUUAUACAUGUCAGAUCAUCUGAUAUGAUUUAAAUCUUCCAG
Molecule: messenger RNA, 1586 nt
Organism: Poecilia reticulata (guppy)
Lineage: Eukaryota; Metazoa; Chordata; Actinopteri; Cyprinodontiformes; Poeciliidae
Source: RefSeq, a predicted model, not a curated record